CUCCGGAAUGGAACUCCAAAGGGCCUCAGGUCAGGCCAACCCAGCCAGCUAACAGCACCACAAUGAACACCAUCCCCAUGGGCCCAACGGUGGAGCAACUUCUUUCUUUACUGCCACGUUGGAUAACAGGUCUCAGAGCUCAGCAUCCCAGAACACUUGGAGCAAGAUGUCAGUCCUGGGGGUGCCAACCUCACCCACCUCCACUUGUCCAAAGUUGGUAACCCAGAGGACAGGUGCAACCCUGGAAGCUCCAAACAUCAGAGCCUGUCCUGUGGCCAUCUGGAGCCCCUCUCAGGAUCUGGCUGAGGCUCAUCUCAGGCCCACACAGGACCAGUCUCAGCACCUGCCUCAUGCUCCUGUCAGAGCCCACUGGGACCAACCUCAGACCCUAUAUGGUGCCACUCUUAUGCCCUCCUAAAGCAGGACACUCUUAUGCCUUCAACGACACCUGAGACAACACACAGAGCCCUCUUGGCACCAAAUGUGACUUUAAUAUUCUCCUGCUGUCAAGUUCAGUGCCAACUUGUUUCCCAUCCUCACGUACACCUGGGGGCAGUCCCAAAGCCAACACGAUGCCUCUCCCUCCCUGGUCGUACCUGAGGCUGAUAUCAGAACCCGCCAGUGUCAUCCCUGUGUCCACUGCUGAUACCAGUCUCGGCACCCACCUCCUGCUAAGCCUGGCCCGCACUUGACUCCCAGGGUGAUCUAGGCCAGUCAAUGAAGGCGGACGAGGAGAGAGUUCACAUCCCAGCUUCCUCACUUACUCCCUGUGUGACCUCACUCAAGAGGAUUUAUGGAGUCCAGAUCUGCUCAUCUUCACAAUGAGGAUGAUGAUGAACCAACCUCAUUGUUACAAAGAUUCCACCAGAUCACACACACCUAGACUUGAUCUUCCCAUAUGCGACCGUGCUUACCAAAGGGCAGUAUAAAGACAAACCACCUCAGCCGUCACCAUCUAUCAUCCCACUGCCACCAUGCUGGCCUCGGGGCUGCUUCUGGUGGCCUUGCUGGCCUGCCUGACUGUGAUGGUCUUGAUGUCUGUCUGGCAGCAGAGGAAGAGCAGAGGGAAGCUGCCUCCGGGACCCACCCCAUUGCCCUUCAUUGGAAACUACCUGCAGCUGAACACAGAGCAGAUGUACAACUCCCUCAUGAAGAUCAGUGAGCGCUAUGGCCCCGUGUUCACCAUUCACCUGGGGCCCCGGCGGGUCGUGGUGCUGUGGGGACAUGAUGCCGUCAGGGAGGCUCUGGUGGACCAGGCUGAGGAGUUCAGCGGACGAGGCGAGCAGGCCAUCUUCGACUGGCUCUUCAAAGGCUAUGGUGUGGCGUUCAGCAGCGGGGCGCGCGCCAAGCAGCUUCGGCGCUUCUCCAUCGCCACCCUGCGGGACUUCGGGAUGGGCAAGCGUGGCAUCGAGGAGCGCAUCCAGGAGGAGGCGGGCUUCCUCAUCGAGGCCCUCCGGGGCACGUGCGGCGCCAAUAUUGAUCCCACCUUCUUCCUGAGCCGCACCGUCUCUAAUGUCAUCAGCUCCAUUGUCUUUGGGGACCGCUUUGACUAUGAGGACAAAGAGUUCCUGUCACUGCUGCGCAUGAUGCUGGGAAGCUUCCAGUUCGCCUCAACCUCCAGGGGGCAGCUCUAUGAGAUGUUCUCCUCGCUGAUGAAACACCUGCCAGGACCACAGCAACAGGCCUUUAAGGAGCUGCAAGGGCUGGAGGACUUCAUAGCCAAGAAGGUGGAGCACAACAGGCGCACACUGGAUCCCAAUUCCCCACGGGACUUCAUCGACUCCUUUCUCAUCCGCAUGCAGGAGGAGGAGAAGAACCCCAACACGGAGUUCCACUUGAAGAACCUGGUGCUGACCUCGCUGAACCUCUUCUUCGCAGGCACCGAGACCGUCAGCACCACUCUGCGCUACGGCUUCCUGCUGCUCAUGAAGCACCCAGAGGUGGAGGCCAAGGUCCACGAGGAGAUUGACAGAGUGAUCGGCAAGAACCGGCAGCCCAAGUUUGAGGACUGGGCCAAGAUGCCCUACACGGAGGCAGUGAUCCACGAGAUCCAAAGAUUUGGAGACGUGAUCCCCUUGGGUUUGGCCCACAGGGUCAUCAAGGACACCAAGUUUAGAGAUUUCUUCCUCCCUAAGGGCACUGAAGUGUUUCCUAUCCUGGGCUCUGUGCUGAAAGACCCCAAGUUCUUCUCCAACCCCCAGGACUUCAAUCCCCAGCACUUCCUGGAUGAGAAGGGGCAGUUUAAGAAGAGUGAUGCUUUUUUGCCCUUUUCCAUCGGAAAGCGGAACUGUUUUGGAGAAAGCCUGGCCAGAAUGGAGCUCUUUCUCUUCCUCACCACCAUCAUGCAGAAUUUUCGCUUCAAGUCCCCCCAGUCGCCCAAGGACAUCGAUGUGUCUCCCAAGCACGUGGGCUUUGCCACGAUCCCACGAAACUACACCAUGAGCUUCCUGCCCCGCUGA
Molecule: messenger RNA, 2459 nt
Organism: Piliocolobus tephrosceles (Ugandan red Colobus)
Lineage: Eukaryota; Metazoa; Chordata; Mammalia; Primates; Cercopithecidae
Product: cytochrome P450 2A13
Exons: 12
Coding region: 975-2459 (494 amino acids)
Biological process (GO): coumarin metabolic process; xenobiotic metabolic process; epoxygenase P450 pathway
Cellular component (GO): intracellular membrane-bounded organelle; cytoplasm
Molecular function (GO): oxidoreductase activity, acting on paired donors, with incorporation or reduction of molecular oxygen, reduced flavin or flavoprotein as one donor, and incorporation of one atom of oxygen; iron ion binding; heme binding
Source: RefSeq, a predicted model, not a curated record